Molecule: messenger RNA, 4826 nt
Organism: Scophthalmus maximus (turbot)
Lineage: Eukaryota; Metazoa; Chordata; Actinopteri; Pleuronectiformes; Scophthalmidae
Product: pneumococcal serine-rich repeat protein
Exons: 31
Coding region: 259-4707 (1482 amino acids)
Biological process (GO): cell surface receptor signaling pathway; adenylate cyclase-activating G protein-coupled receptor signaling pathway
Cellular component (GO): membrane
Molecular function (GO): G protein-coupled receptor activity
Source: RefSeq, a predicted model, not a curated record
CUGAGGCGUACCUUUACUGCCAAACAAACAAAUCUCUUACAGGGAUAGUGUGCACCCAUUAGUUGACAUUGGAGCACAGGGGGACUUUUUCUGAUCUGGUUUAAAAAUCGAAUAAUUUCCUGUACAGGAGGUGCACAAUUUUUGAACAAGACUUGAUCAAGGUAAAGUGGAUGUCUGCCCUUUUCAGGCUGCCGUGUCGCGGGUGUAACUCACGUGUCAGCUGUCGAUCCUUCAUGAACAUUUUGGAUUGGGGAAGUUAUGCCACAUGGAGAUGAAGACAAAGUCAUGGAAGCAUCCAGGAUUUACACUUGUGGAUCUUUAUUCCGACAAAUGUUUACCGCCUCUGUCAGGAUGAAGAGGACAGGUCCACGUGUCAGACAUCUACACUGGUGGCAGAUCCUGCUGGUCUUACUGGCAGCUCCAUCUUCCUGUAUUGACACCUCUGCUGCUCUUUCCCUUCCUACACCUCCUCCGAAUACUUCAGCAUUAUACUACCAUGUGUAUGUCACUGUGGAUGUCACUGGACCGCCGAAGACAGAACCAGAAAUUCAGCACUGGGUUAGCCAAGUGUUUGGAAACAAGCUGGAGAACUGUUUGUCUCCAAGUCCAACAGAAACAAUUACCUCCCUACCAAAAACUUCAUCUGCAAGCACAUCAGAUGGGACGACCCUCAUGACGACGGCGACGACAGCGACGACAACGUUACAAAGCAACUGGACAACCGCCGCAGCGGCGACAACGUUACAAAGCAACAGAACAACCGCUGCAGCGACGACAACGUUACAAAGCAAUGGAACAACCACUGCAGCAGCGACAACGUUACAAGGCAACAGAACAACCGCUGCAGCGGCAACAACGUUACAAAGCAACAGAACAACCGCUGCAGCGGCGACAACGUUACAAAGCAACAGAACAACCGCUGCAGCGGCGACAACGUUACAAAGCAACAGAACAACCGCUGCAGCGGCAACAACGUUACAAAGCAACAGAACAACCGCUGCAGCGGCGACAACGUUAAAAAACAACAGAACAACCGGUGCAGCGGCGACGACGUUGCAAAGCAACAGAACAACCGCUGCAGCGGCGACAACGUUACAAAGCAACAGAACAACCGCUGCAGCGGCGACAAGGUUACAAAGCAACAGAACAACCGCUGCAGCGGCGACAACGUUACAAAGCAACAGAACAACCGCUGCAGCGGCAACAACGUUACAAAGCAACAGAACAACCGCUGCAGCGGCGACAACGUUAAAAAACAACAGAACAACCGGUGCAGCGGCGACGACGUUGCAAAGCAACAGAACAACCGCUGCAGCGGCGACAACGUUACAAAGCAACAGAACAACCGCUGCAGCGGCGACAAGGUUACAAAGCAACAGAACAACCGCUGCAGCGGCGACAAGGUUACAAAGCAACAGAACAAUGGCUGCAGCGGCGACAAGGUUACAAAGCAACAGAACAACCGCUGCAGCGGCGACAAGGUUACAAAGCAACAGAACAACCGCUGCAGCGGCGACAAGGUUACAAAGCAACAGAACAGACACAGCUACAACUACUCAAUCCACCACAGGGGCCCUGACACAGAGCAACAGUCCGCCACCUACUGUACCUGACAACAGCACAGUCCCCUCCAAGAAAGUACCAUUGGGGAACGAAGACUUCAGGGGCUCCAACAAGAAGCGGGUAGCUCGUGAAAUCAGUGCCAGUGUGACAUCAGCCAGUGAGCUCAACGCAACAAAUGGCCUCAUUCAAGGAAUUGAGGUUUCAUGCGACAGAAAGACUGAAAUAAACCACACACAGUGUGUUGUGCUGCUGCAGCUGACGCAGACUGUGCCUCCGUGUUGCAUCCUCCGCACUCUGUGUGCGGCCAGUAAAGCUUCCCGAGAUAUCCAUGUGGUGGGAAAUUCAGCAGACAUAAUAGGUCGGCUAGAUGACUGCAGCAGCACAUUACAGGAGAAGGGCAGUUGCACCUACGAGGGUCCAGCCAGUUCGUCAUGUGAGGUCUCCGGGGCUGCAUAUGUGCAAAGUCACACGAACUUAACUAACUGUAGUCAAGAUGUGGAGAAAAAAAACUGCAGCUGCUCUGCUUACUGCAACAGAACUGAUGCAUAUUACACUUUUGAAAUGUCAGUGCAGGUUCCCCAGAUGAACGCGUCAUAUGUCUUGUCCCUGAUUUCUAAGAUAAAAGCACCAAUUUGCUCUCCAAGCACAAAUAUUUCAUGUCCAUUGUCCACCGUUGCAUCAGAAUACAAGGAUGUGAAUGUGACCUGUACAAGCACAGCAACAAAUCGUCAGAGCUGCAGAGUGAUUUUAGGCUUCGCCCGUGAGGUUCCUAUCUGUAAUGUGUCGGCAGCUGUGAUCAGUGUGUUUCAGUCUGAUGAACGGAUCCAUUUUAAUGGACUGGUGAUGCGAGCAGCAAUAUGUGGAAAUUCAAAUGAGAGCGGCAAGCCAAUGACUUCCGCGUUCACAUGGUAUAAGAGUAACCUUACGCCUGCUGAGUUUUGCACGACGACAGAAACGCCGAACAUCUUCGCCUGUCGAAAUGGAAGUAAUGUGGCUGUAGAGCUGGAUGAACAGUGUAUUCUGACGCUGUUUACGACAGCCAGCCCAAACGUGACGACCAUGCAACCAAACGCCUCCAGCACCACCGCGUCUGUCAACGUGACAUCAUCCCCACUGAACACAACGGCCGAACCCCUCAACGCCACAACCACUGGCGCCAAUGUCACGGUGACGGCAACAGUCAACGCAACCACAACCUCAGCAACAGCUGAAGGCCAAGCCAACGCGCUCCUCGAGCUGACCAGAGAUGUGUCCAAACUGAACUCCAGCCAGGUGGACCAGCUGGUGUCCCAGCUGGAGAAUCUUCUGUCAGGCCCAAACGUCAGCCUGGCUCUGGGAAACACCUCCGUCCAAAUUGUCAGCAAUCUGCUCGAUGCUUCUUCUGAGACGCUGGCCAACUCCGCCAGCAGGAUCGUAGGGAUCGUUGAUACAGUGGGGUUGAAGCUGGUCCUUGACAAAGAGGCGGUGACGCUCCUGUCCUUGUCUGUGGCUUUGUCUGUGAAACCAGAAGAUGGCAGCAACUUUCAGGAAAUCUUUUUUUCCAUCUCAGACCCCAGUAAUGUACAGGUCCGUGGGGAUCCCAGGCAGAGGAGGAGCGUGAGAGCAGACUCUUCCAUCCCUCAGGGCUCCAUCAGGCUGCCUCCCUCUAUCACACAGGACCUGACCCCAGAGCAGCAGCUGCUGGCCUCACGAGUCCAGUUCAACUUCUACCAGAAGAGCACAGUGUUCCAGGACCGAUCUUUGGGACAACGCAAACUUAACAGUGGCAUCCUGGGAGCAAGUGUGGCCAACCUGUCAAUCUCAGGACUGAAGGACGAUGUUGUGAUUCACCUGAGGAACAAAGAACCGAUUCCAGAUGGUUUUGUGACUACGUGUGUUUUCUGGGACGUUACAUUUAAUAACGGGUCAGGUGGUUGGAAUCCUAAUGGCUGUUCUGUCCAGAACAGCACAGACAAUAUGACGAUUUGUGGCUGCAACCAUUUAACCAGUUUUGCUAUCCUACUGGACCUCUCCAGAGAGUCUGUAACCAGUGCUCUCCAGGCCACCAUCCUUACCUUCAUCACGUAUAUUGGCUGUGGAAUCUCUGCCAUCUUCCUGUCUAUCACCCUCCUCACCUACUUGGCCUUUGGGAAGUUGCGUAAGGACAUUCCAUCCAAGAUCCUGAUCCAGCUGUGUCUGGCUCUGCUGUUGCUGAACUUCGUCUUCCUGGUCGAUGCUUGGCUGGCGCUCUACCCGGACGCCAUUGGCCUCUGCAUCUCCACUGCCUGGUUCCUUCACUACUUCCUACUGGUCUCCUUCACCUGGAUGGGAUUGGAGGCCGUUCACAUGUACCUGGCCCUGGUGAAAGUCUUCAACAGCCACAUUUCGCACUACAUGCUGAGGUUCUCACUGGUCGGAUGGGGCGUCCCGAUGCUUGUGGUCAUUAUAGUCAUCGCCAUCGACAAGGAUAACUAUGGUAUUGUCUCCUACGGAAAGUUUGCAGAUGGCACUACUGAUGACUUCUGCUGGCUGAAGAAUGACAUUGCCUUCUACGUGGCGGUGGUGGCCUAUUUCUGCGCAGUUUUUGUCUUCAACCUCGUCAUGUUCGUCGUGGUGUUGGUCCAGCUGUGUCGGAUAAAGAGGCAGAACCCUCACAACGCGCAGCACCGCACCACACUUCAGGAUGUGCGCAGUGUGCUGGGGAUAACAAUCCUCCUAGGCCUCACGUGGGGCUUUGCCUUUUUCGCCUGGGGGCCUGUGAAUCUGGCGUUCAUGUACCUCUUUGCCAUCUUUAACUCCUUGCAAGGUUUCUUCAUAUUUGUGUUCCAUUGUGCGGUGAAGGAAAAUGUGAGGAGGCAGUGGAGGAUCUACCUGUGCUGCGGCAGAAUGCGACUAGCAGAGAAUUCAGAAUGGAGUCGCACUGCGACACAGAAGAAUGUGAAGCAGCAGUCCUCAGUGACCCAACUGACGUCUCUUAACUCAUCAACGUCCUCCCAGUCCAACAACUCAUCCAGAGCUUCUCUUGUCAAUGACCCUCCAGAGCAGACUAAUGGCAUAGGCAGCCCAUUCGAAGACAGAACAAUCACAGCUGAGGAAGACCCAAACAUGGAUGUGGUCCUCAACGAGAUCAACAGGGAAUACAGAACCCGACCAGAAGUCCCCUGAUCCAGAAGAAGGAAAGAACAGUGUUUAAUGGCUCUUAUAUAUAUAUAUAAAUAAAUGUAUAUAAUGUAAAUUAAUUGAGUAAUAUAUGUACCAUAUGAUUAAAUUUAAGUUAUGCUUAA